AUGCAGUUCUUCAGCACAAUCCUGAACCUUGCUGUGGCGGCCAGCUUCUCCAGCGCCAUGCCUGUCUCUUCGGCCGACUCGGACGCCACAGCAGCGACAGCACAAGUCGACUGGUAUCAGGGAGUGGCGACCUUCUCAGGCACAUCAGCCGUCAUCAGCGCGGACGGUUCAUGCGGGACCAAAGUCAGCAGCGGCACCAUCACAGCUGGCGGCUGCCAGAAGCUUAGCACAUAUGCCUUCGGCCUCCACCACAACCCAGACCAGGCCUGCAGCUACAGGCUGUGGAAGGGUGUCACGGACUGCUCCGGCACCGACUACACAGACAUCCCUAUUCCGGCAGACUCCGAUGUGACCUGCAUCAACGACGGCGUCCUGGACGGUGGCAGAUGGUAUCUGGCUUCGGGUAUCUACACCUGCGAGUAA
Diaporthe amygdali is the source of this 423-nucleotide messenger RNA. RefSeq lists its product as uncharacterized. Lineage: Eukaryota; Fungi; Ascomycota; Sordariomycetes; Diaporthales; Diaporthaceae. The record is from RefSeq and is a predicted model, not a curated record. The coding region runs from base 1 to 423 and encodes 140 amino acids. The transcript has a single exon.